AUGCCCGCGCGCCUUCUGACUGUUUCGUCUCCACGCGGUGGCCACAGUAGCGCGCUGACCCCCACGAUGCCAUCCGAUGGCAAUGGAAAUCACCUCGUUGCUGUGAACCCUGUCCUGGAGAAGAUGCGGGAGGCCCAACGCGAAAGCCAUCGUGCCUACUUGAAGGGCAACAGCGAUUACAAUCGUGCCGAGAUGAAGUCCGUGUCGAUUGAAGGUGAGCUCCGAUUGGCCGAGUUCUGGCUCAAGGUCGUGACGAAAAACCUGGAGGAUGUGGGUAAGCGCAUCGAGGUGCACGACUGGAACUUCCAAAAGAUUGCCAACCAGGACGGAGUAAGAAGAACUUAGGACACGAAGAAGGGCAAUGCUGGUUUUUUCAAGUAAUAAUGAUAGCUGUUUUUGUUUUUUGUUUA
Molecule: messenger RNA, 410 nt
Organism: Phytophthora infestans T30-4
Lineage: Eukaryota; Oomycota; Peronosporomycetes; Peronosporales; Peronosporaceae
Exons: 2
Coding region: 1-345 (114 amino acids)
Source: RefSeq, a predicted model, not a curated record